Stegastes partitus (bicolor damselfish) is the source of this 712-nucleotide messenger RNA. Its product is annotated as leucine-rich repeat-containing protein 2-like. The record is from RefSeq and is a predicted model, not a curated record. The transcript has 3 exons. Bases 1 to 417 code for a protein of 138 amino acids. Lineage: Eukaryota; Metazoa; Chordata; Actinopteri; Pomacentridae.
AUGUGUGUUGGUCUCCUGGCUGUCAUGUGCAGGUUGAGCCAGCUGGUGACGCUGUUCGUCCAUAAGAACAAUCUGUCCUACCUUCCUCACUGCCUCACCAACGUCUCCACGCUCAAGGUCAUCGUCGUCAGCGGCGACCACCUCACCUGCGUCCCGACCAAACUGUGCAGCAACCCCGACAUCAAGUUCAUUCGUCUGUACGACAACCCGGCGAGCGAAGAGAAGAAGAAGAAGAAGAAGCAGCAGGAGGAGGAGGAGGAGAAGAAGAAGAGGAGGAGGUGGAGGCAGCAGAGGGAGGAGCAGCAGGAGAAGGACGGCAGAGAGAAGGAGUUCAUGGAGGCGUACAUCAGCUCGCUGCAGGACCGAGACGCCGUCCCGUACUCCACCACCAAGGUGUCCAUCUCCUGCCUGCUGUGACGAGGAUGAUGAUGAUGAUGAUGAAGGUGUUGAAGGUCCGACGCCGUGUGAGCGACCGAAGGACGAACUUUUAUCAGAAAACACGCAUUACAGCGACGACAUGGCGGAGGAGCUAACGUGCUAACGCCGUGACGUCAUCGGAGGGCGGCCAUGUUGGAGUCGGAAGGUUUACGGAGGAGAAAACGUGUUUGUUUUUAAUAAGUCGUGUUUUUUUAGAGUGAAGUUGGGCUGUGUAGAAGAACACUAAUGUCACAGUAAUAAUAAUAAAAGUAGAGAAAGGUUAGAAAUCUGGAAA